AUGAGCUAUAAAUCAGGUCAAAAGGGUGAAAAGGGUGAUCACGGAGCAGAGGGACCAAAAGGAAGCGAUGGUGGAUCCGGAUUUAAUGGUGACGACGGGCAUGAUGGUCUAGAUGGAGCCAAAGGUGAAGUUGGUCCAGCAGGACCUAAAGGAGGUAUAGGUCAAAAAGGUGCAAAGGGUGAGUUGGGAUUGACAGGAGAUGUUGGAACUCCUGGCCCCAAAGGAGACUCUGGAAUGCGUGGUAUUAAUGGACCGAAAGGAGGCCCUGGGGCUCCUGGGCCAAAGGGGCAAAAAGGGAUAACUGGAUCAAUUGGAUGGACUGGAGCUGCUGGUAUCAAAGGAAGUAAAGGAGAUAAAGGUAAUAUUGGGUAUAGAGGACAAAAAGGCGAAACAGGAUUUACAGGUCAGAAGGGCGAGCCAGGGCAAUCAAUGUCAGGAACAAAAAGGAAGAUCGCGUUCUCCGCAGAACUGGAUUCUCAUUUCACUACCCUGCGAGCUGGAACCGUGGUUGUCUUUCAACAUCAAACAUUGAAUGCAGGAAACUACUAUAGUCCUUUCCAAGGAAUAUUUCAGUGUGGUGUAUCCGGUUUUUAUAUUUUCACCUGGACAAUGGCCGUCAAUAGUGGGCAUGGAUUAACUACACUUUUAGACGUUAACGGAUCGCCAAGGGGAUAUUUGUAUUCUGUUGGUCAACCCUACAACUGGAACAGUGGGUCUAACUCGGUCAUGGUUGAUUUGAAUGUCGGAGAUCGUGUUAGCGUGAAAAUCGUGUAUUCAACAGAUAUCGGUGCUUAUCCUUUGAGUGGUUCAUCAUUCUUCGGAUUUUUACUUGACUGA
Ylistrum balloti is the source of this 837-nucleotide messenger RNA. RefSeq names its product complement C1q tumor necrosis factor-related protein 3-like. The transcript has 5 exons. The record is from RefSeq and is a predicted model, not a curated record. NCBI's taxonomy places the organism in Eukaryota, Metazoa, Mollusca, Bivalvia, Pectinida, Pectinidae. The coding region runs from base 1 to 837 and encodes 278 amino acids. Gene Ontology annotation, molecular function: protein binding.